Molecule: messenger RNA, 1309 nt
Organism: Raphanus sativus (radish)
Lineage: Eukaryota; Viridiplantae; Streptophyta; Magnoliopsida; Brassicales; Brassicaceae
Product: probable inactive poly [ADP-ribose] polymerase SRO5
Exons: 3
Coding region: 183-1148 (321 amino acids)
Molecular function (GO): NAD+ poly-ADP-ribosyltransferase activity
Source: RefSeq, a predicted model, not a curated record
GUAACCAAAGGCGGUUCUUCCCCACUUUCCAUUUCUGUAAUUCCUUCCUUAUAUAUUUGCACUUGGAGCUCAAGUUCUUCUGCUUUCUUAUCAAACUAAUUAACACGAGAGACCAUUCAAAGGUUAAAUAUCUAGAUUCAGCAUCGUGUAUCUACACGGUUUGAUUAUUUUCUUGUCUUCCAAUGGAUUACGCAAGAACCGAGUCGUUGCAAGCUAGUUUAGAUUCAGAGCAAGAAGGAUCAACGAUAUCUGAAUCUGGAAGCUGUGAUGCUUAUGAUCAUCCAAGACCGUCUUUCGCCGAGGAACACGGGCUUGUGGAGCUGCUCGAAGGCGACAAAGCUUACGAUCUAAUCUACCGCAACUGUAAGUCUGGUCUUGGUGGAGACCAAUGCCAGCUCCUCUCCAUCCUCAGAAACGGGUUUGGAACCCUCGGGGCUCGUGCAAAGCUCAAGUCCUUCCAGGUUUUUCAAGAGGCGGUGGAGACGAAACACGUCGGUGGUGAAGGCGGCGGCGGGAGUAGAGUCAAAUACGGUUGGUGCGCCGUCACGAAAGCAGAGUUGAAGUCUGUUUUGGAAUACGGGUUUAGCCAGCCGAGUAACGACGGAUCUUAUGGUCGUGGCUUGUAUCUCUCCCCUGAUAAUGCGCUUCUUGAAUGUGUGAAGGAAUCAGCUGCGGACUCAGAGGAUGGGAUGAGAUUUUUGCUGCUUUCGAGAGUUAUACUUGGAAAGUCGGAGGUUGUUCCACGAGGCUCGACUCAGUCUUGUCCUAGCUCACCAGAGUUUGAUUCUGGUGUAGAUGAUUUAGCUUCUCCGAAGAAGUAUAUCGUGUGGAGCACACACAUGAACACACAUCUCUUGCCUGAGUUUCUUGUCUGCAUCAAAACUCCGUUUAACUUCAACCGUAAGCAAAACCAAAACCAGUCUCCAAGGAGAUUGAGAUCGCCAUGGAUGCCAUUUCCUGUACUGAUCAAAGCAUUGUCGAAGUUCCUACCUCAAUCUCAGAUAUUCAUCAUUCAAAAACACUACAGAGAUCAGCAAGACAUGAGAAUCUCGCGGAGCGAACUAAUACAACGAGUCAGAAGAAUAACAGGAGACAAACUGCUUGUUCAUAUCAUCAAAACUUUAGGACAUAAAGUACAACAACGUUGAAAAACUCCAUUGCAUAGAGAUAUCACUCUGCUGCGUUUAUGGAUUCCUCCUCGGACUUUUCAGCAUCACAAAGGAUCAAGACCGGUUCAGAGAUUUGCAUGUGUACACAUACAGGAAUCUGCUGUUGUCUUUUUCCAUGAUAGUGACGAAAUUUUAUUCUU